Pistacia vera is the source of this 966-nucleotide messenger RNA. Its product is annotated as importin subunit alpha-1a-like. Lineage: Eukaryota; Viridiplantae; Streptophyta; Magnoliopsida; Sapindales; Anacardiaceae. Gene Ontology annotation, biological process: NLS-bearing protein import into nucleus. The transcript has 7 exons. Gene Ontology annotation, cellular component: nucleus. Gene Ontology annotation, molecular function: nuclear import signal receptor activity; protein binding. The coding region runs from base 1 to 966 and encodes 321 amino acids. The record is from RefSeq and is a predicted model, not a curated record.
AUGUCGUUGAGUCCGAGCGAGAGUACCGAGGUCCGCCGGAACCGCUACAAGGUUGCGAUGGACCCGGAUGAGGGACGCCGGAGGAGAGAAGACAACAUGGUGGAGAUCCGCAAGAGCAAGAGAGAAGAAAGCUUGCAGAAGAAGCGACGAGAAUGCCUUCAGAACCAGCACCUUCCCACUGCUGUUCAUGCUUCUGCUGUUGAGAAGAAGUUGGAACAUCUACCAGCUAUGGUAGCUGGUGUUUGGACAGAUGAUGGUAAUCUACAGCUUGAGGCAACAACUCAGUUCCGGAAAUUGCUCUCAAUUGAACACAGCCCACCUAUUGAGGAGGUUAUACAAGCUGGUGUUGUUCCACGUUUUGUUGAGUUUCUUAUGAGGGAGGACUUUCCACAACUCCAGUUUGAAGCGGCUUGGGUGCUUAAAAACAUUGCUUCUGGGACAUCUGAGAACACGAGGGUGGUUAUUGAUCAUGGUGCUGUCCCAAUAUUUGUAAAACUUCUUGGUUCUCCUAGUGAUGAUGUUCGCGAGCAGGCUGUGUGGGCAUUGGGUAAUGUUGCUGGUGACUCUCCCAGAUGCUGUGAUCUUGUUCUUGGCCAUGGAGCUUUGCAGCCUCUUUUGGCACAAUUGAAUGAAAAUGCAAAGCUUUCCAUGCUCAGCAAGGCUACUUGGACGCUUUCAAUUUUUUGUCGAGGCAAGCCUCAGCUACCUUUUGAUCAGUUUAAGCCUGCACUUCCAGCUCUUGCACGUCUUAUUAAUUCGAAUGAUGAAGAAGUUUUUACUGCUGCAUGUUGGGCACUCUCAUAUCUUUCUGAUGGUACAAAUGAAAAAAUCCAAGCUGUUAUUGAAGCGGGUGUGUGCCCUCGUCUGGUUGAAUUUCUAAUGCAUCCUUCUCAUUCAGUGCUCAUGCCUGCUCUUCAAACUGUUGAUGAUAUAGCCACUGGGGAUGAUAUGCAAACUCAGGUAUGA